Molecule: messenger RNA, 2267 nt
Organism: Vitrella brassicaformis
Lineage: Eukaryota; Vitrellaceae
Source: the annotation of a GenBank genome assembly
AUGAUGGGGCUGGCCUUCUGCAGUGCAUUCCUCUUCGCUCUCCAGCUGGGAACGGCGUCGUCCAUCUGCCAGGAAGCUGAUUGCGAAGUCACACCCGAUUGGUUCAUUUCGGCGGACGAAUCGGAGACAAGCGCUGACCUUCCCCGCAACGUGAUCGUGCUGUUCGAUGGCAGCGGCAAGAACAGAGACAGGGAGACGCCCAAGGAAUGGGGGAACAUUCCACUCAUAGCAGACAGCAUCGACCCCUUCAUAGCGGGUAGGGGUGUGUGACAUCGUCCAAAUGACCCACUCAAACGCUGGAUGGGUGGCAUGAAUGCAUGUAGGUGGGCAGCAGUUGGUCAAGUAUCACCGUGGCGUCGGCAGGGAGAAGUUCAGCGAGCCGAAAGAGCUGUUUGCGUUCAUGACCGGAGCAGGGUUCGUCAAAAGCGUCUUGGACGCAAUCGAGUGGCUCAUGGACAUUGGGCUGACGAAGGAGGACAGACUGUUCAUGUUUGGCUUCUCUCGAGGGGCGCUGCAGGCCCGGCUCCUCCAAGGUGAUGCCCGAAGACCUGACGUAUCAAUCUCAUGUCUCUAUCUCGAUCACGCAGGGCUCCUCUUCACGUUUGGCCUUCCGGCUGACAAGAAGAAUGAACUUGCCUUCCUCCAAGAGAAAAAGUCCGAUCUGGUCCAGAAGUUCGCGUACUUACAUGAGGACGGACCAGGCACGGAGUACAUGGCGGACGAUGAGCGGAAGAGGGACACUCACUUUGUCGGUCUCUUUGACGCCGUGGCCGACACAGUCGCACUGCUCUACAACGUCCAGAGUACACUCGGAAGGAUGCUCACGUCUCACUUCUGAACGUGGAUCUGUCCUGGUUGUCGGCUGCAGGGCUGGUCCUCGAUAUUGCACCGACAACGAAAUAUGUCUACCAUGCCAUGUCUCUGGAUGAGUGAGUGGGCGGCAAUGGUGCACAACUUAACACUUAUACAUUACAGAGACAUACGUCUGUGUGCCCUGCGCUUCUCGUGCAGGCUUCGGGGGACUUUCGAGGCGUUUCCCAUCACUUUCGAUCCGUCUGCCUAUGCCACAAGCCGGCCGACAAACAGGACAGCAAAGGCACAGGUGGGGUGAGUCCCUCUCAAAGGCGACGCCGCAUCUCCAUCGCCCAUUGUGCCAUCAGGUGCCGCACAUCGAAAACCUCUGGUUUGAAGGUGAUCACAAGGACGUUGGCGGUGGCCUCGACGACAUCGAUCGCAUCGCCGACAUACCUCUCAGGCAAGCCAAAGGUCCACAACAGAUCAUGGAAGCUUUGCGUUGACAGGGGUCUCUUUGCCUGUCUGCCUCUCACUUCGAUCAGGUGGAUGCUACAGAAAGCGGAGUCUGCGGGUCUAAAGCUGACGGCCAAUUGGCAGAAGAGCAUCCCUCCGUACAUGGAACUCGUCGCCGCGAAAGCUCAUAACGAGUCAAAACUAAAGCAGUGGCAGGUGAGUGGAGGAAGAACUAACAGCUAUUGCCUUUGCAUGCCAGUGUGUUUGUUUCAGGACAUCCAAUGGCAAGGUCGGUGCCACCGAGGCCAUAUGUGUGGGCAUAAACACAGGUUCUGUCUGUGCGUGAGCAGGUCCCUUGGUUGGGAAGGUCUGGGACGACAUGAGAAAGCAGGCUGUCGAAACGAGGCCACGAUGGGCGUUCAAGUGCUCUGCUUCUGGCGGGAAUGUCCUGAAGAUGGCAAGACCGCUGCUGCAUCGAUCCGUCCUCGACCGCUUCCAUCUCCGGUAGGCGCACACACACACAAGUAAUGCGUGUCUGUACAUGUCUCUCUCCGUUUCUGUGUGUGUCUGGCCGAUCGAUGCGAUCGAUCAGGAUGGAGUUGCCUCGGCCGUUGUGCUGCCAGCAGUUCCGCCUUCUCGACAGGCCGCUGUACUCGGACGAGAAAGUCAAUGAGCCAACCGAUCAUGUGGCCAACACGAUCCGCUUCGUCCCGAAGGAGACACGUCCGGACGGCCUCAAGAAAUACGACAUCGAGACCAAGACGACCGGUGGCACACUGAUGAUCUACCAUGUGCUGUUCACGCCCGCCGAGCCCGCCGUCCCCAUCAAGUUUCCCGACGACACGUGGCAUGCCGUCUCCGAUUCGCCUACCUGCCAGGACCCCCAGUUGCUGUUCGCGUGCUGUGUGAGGGAGCGCAUGAGGCCGACGUGCAGUGUGGACGAGUUGCAAGGCGGGAUGGCGAGAUUCAAGAAAGCCGAGAGUGAGAGAGAACAGCUGUGCAAGGGAAGACCCCGUUGA